AUGGCCACGACCACGAUGGAUGGGACCGCGACUUCGGCCGUCAUGACGCCUGCGAUGCAAAUCAAAGUCCUGGGCCCGCCGGAGAAGCAGGCCUCCGGGCGCGCCUACGAUGUGCCAAGGAUUCAGACGAUCGAGGCCUUGGAGGCCGGGUAUCUUCGCCAGACCUCGGCGGAUGCAUCGACUUUCCUCCCCGUGCAGUCGGACUGCCACCCGGAGGAGCUGCUGCGAGACCAGUUUACACCAGAGGUCUCGUCGUCGGUUUCAACCUGGGCUAGUGAUCAUGGACCCAAGCAAGAGGAGGAGGUGGCUUCGCAGCCAGAGAGGGAGAUCGUGACUUCCGUGGAGAACUGGUUUGAUGUCAAUCAGCUCCUUGGGCACCGAAAGAAGGACCGCGAAUCCUCUGCCAGCAGGCGAGCGCAGAGGAAGGAAGAAAGUGAGAUCUUGACGACUGUGGACGAUUGGUUCGAUGUCGGCAAGCUCUUCGGCUGCUUCGCAGCCCGGGAAGGUCAUUAA
Symbiodinium sp. CCMP2592 is the source of this 513-nucleotide messenger RNA. Lineage: Eukaryota; Dinophyceae; Suessiales; Symbiodiniaceae. The record is from the annotation of a GenBank genome assembly.